AUGGCCAGCACCACGACUGACGCCAACACUCCUAAGACCGGUGCCGUCAAGAGGUGGGAUGGCAAUGCCGAACGAGAUCUCUGCCUCGCCAUAAUAAUGGGCGGCAGUACCGAUGGCGACAAGUUUCGCCCAGACUGGAAUACCACCCACAGCGCAAUGACUGCUCUUGGUUACGACUUUACCAAGGAUGCCAUGUCUCAGCGAUGGAGCAAGACCAUCUUGAAAGAGUUCAAGAGUCGCCACUCGGAUGUCGACCUCGCCUCGCCCGCAUCAUCACCCACCAAAAUGACUCCCACCAAGCGCAAGAAGGCUGCCGCAGCAGCAGCCGCGGCCGCCACAACCACCUCUGACGAAGCCGCUUCCGACAGUGGUGCCGUCGAAGAGACCGUCGUGGCCGCCGCCGCUACUCCUCCUGCCACGCCCAAGGGUCGCAAGCGCGCUCCCGCCAAGCCCAAGGCCACUGGCCCUCCCAAGCCCCGUGGUCGCAAGCCCAAGUCGGCCGCGACGGUCAAGGGCGAAGAGGAAGAGGACGACGAGCCGACUCCUGCAAAGACUGCUGUCGAGAAGCCAGCAACCGCCAAGAAGGGGCCUGUGACCAACGCCAAGAACGAGGACGCCGACAAGGCCCCAGAGGAUCAGCCCAGCCCUUCCAAAAAGGCCAAAGUUGAGCCUCAGGAGGACACUGAAAUGACUGAUGAUGUUUGA
Beauveria bassiana ARSEF 2860 is the source of this 705-nucleotide messenger RNA. RefSeq lists its product as uncharacterized. The record is from RefSeq and is a predicted model, not a curated record. The transcript is spliced from 3 exons. Bases 1 to 705 code for a protein of 234 amino acids. NCBI's taxonomy places the organism in Eukaryota, Fungi, Ascomycota, Sordariomycetes, Hypocreales, Cordycipitaceae.